AUGGAGCAGUUCUUAAAGCUGAAACCGUCCAAGUUCAACGGGAAGGGAGAUCCCGAGACUGCUACUAUCUGGGUUCAAGAAUUGGAGAAAGCCUCUACACUGCUGGAGUACACGGAGGAAGAAAAGGCCACCCGAGGUAAGGUUUUUCCUAUAAGCACGAUCCCAAAUUGGACUGCCUUCGUUGAGACCUUCAAUGGGAAAUACUUCUCUGAGACUGCACAAGAACAGAAAAUGGCAGAGUUUUUACAACUUUGUCAAAACCAGAUGACUCUGGAUCAGUACGAGGCGGAAUUUGCAAGAUUGUCUAAAUUCGCACCAAGAAUGGUGGAAGAACCUAUGGACAGGGCGAGGAGGUUCCAAGAUGGACUGAAACCAAAUCUCUGUAGUCAGUUGAUACUCCUGAAUCUAAGGGACUAUAAUGAGCUCUACAAGAGGGCUCAAAUGGUUGAGCGGGACAUGACAGAAAGGACUGCCACUUCUAGAUCGCAGUACGCGCCGGCUAAGGACAAUAGAAACUUUGGAAAUAAGCCUAUGACUGGGAAUAGGCGAUUUGUCCCUCCAGUGAGAAAGAACUUUAGAAAGCUGAGCUACUACUCUAACGUUGCAUGUCGGUCUUGUGAAAGGAGGCACGGGAAUAGCCCUUGCCCAGGUGGACCUGGAGCGUGUUUUGGAAGUGACUAA
Molecule: messenger RNA, 681 nt
Organism: Syzygium oleosum
Lineage: Eukaryota; Viridiplantae; Streptophyta; Magnoliopsida; Myrtales; Myrtaceae
Exons: 2
Coding region: 1-681 (226 amino acids)
Source: RefSeq, a predicted model, not a curated record